UCGAACUACACCCUCUCCACCACCCGCCUGUUCUCGGCCUGAGAACAUUCCUCGGCGGUGGUGACUUCACAACGCCCGUCAGAAGAUCAUUUCGACCCGUAAAUUCCUCGUGUUACCUUCGAUAGUCUUUCUUUCCCACCAUGUCGGACAAACCUGGCGUCUUUAUCCCGCAAUAUGCGUCCUACAACUGGACGGGCGCUCCCUCCGACUACGAGGCUCUCACGACCAACGAUAUCGGUGGCGAUUCCAGAACGGAAAACUUGAACAAAUGGUUUCAAUCCGGUGAUCAAGCAUUCAUCAUCGUGUCCUCCGCCAUGGUGAUGGUCAUGAUUCCUGGUCUCGCUUUCCUUUACUCUGGUCUCGCGCGCCGCAAGUCAGCUCUGAGUAUGAUCUGGGCUUGUAUGGCUUCGUUCUCCGUCGUCACCUUCCAGUGGUAUUUCUGGGGUUAUUCUCUCGCCUUUUCCCCGACUGCAACCAACGGCUACAUCGGUAACCUGCGCAACUUCGGUUUGAUGAGGACCUUGGCCGAUCCUAGUCCGGGCUCCCCGCUGAUUCCGAACCUCCUCUUCGCUUUCUAUGAGAUGCAAUUCUGCGGAGUUACGGCAGCAAUUAUCAUGGGAGCUGUGGCCGAACGUGGACGCAUGCUACCCGCAAUGGUGUUCGUCUUCAUUUGGGCCACGAUUGUGUACUGUCCUCUGGCGUGCUGGGCAUGGAACGUGAACGGUUGGGCCUACAAGUACGGAGUUUUGGAUUAUGCUGGUGGUGGUCCUGUCGAGAUCGGGUCUGGUCUGUCGGCACUUGCCUACUCCAUGGUCCUGGGCCGUCGCCAGGAGCGCAUGAUGCUGAACUUCCGCCCACACAACGUCUCUCUCAUUCUACUGGGAACCGUUUUCCUUUGGUUCGGAUGGCUGGGAUUCAACGGUGGCUCGGCUUUUGGAGCGAACCUUCGUGCCACCAUGGCUUGCUGGAACUCUAACUUGACCGCUGCCUUCGCCGGUAUGACUUGGGUUCUUCUCGAUUGGCGCUUGGCUCGCAAGUGGUCCAUGGUCGGUUGGUGCUCCGGUACCAUCUCGGGCCUCGUUGCGGCCACUCCGGCUUCUGGUUUCGUCCCUCCCUGGGCUAGUGUGAUCCUCGGUGUCGUGACCGGUAUUGUUUGCAACUACUCCACCAAGGUGAAAUACUGGAUCCGUAUCGACGACUCGAUGGAUGUGUUCGCGGAACACGGUGUUGCGGGAAUUGUCGGUCUUAUCUUUAACGCCCUUUUCGCGGACGAUGCGAUUGUUGGACUGGACGGUGUCAACACUGGAUCAGGAUCCGGAGGUUGGCUGAUCCACAACUACAAGCAACUCUACAUUCAAAUCGCCUAUGUCGUCGCUACCUGCGCCUACUCGUUCGUCAUGUCCGCCAUCAUCGCCUACGCCAUCAACGCCAUUCCCGGGUUGAAACUGCGUGCCUCGGAAGAAGCCGAACUGCUGGGUAUGGACGACGACCAGCUGGGUGAAUUCGCCUACGACUACGUUGAAGUCCGUCGUGACUACCUCGCCUGGACCCCUCAGCAGCACAAUCAGCUCGAAGACGGCCACCAGAUCCCCGCCGCGGCGCGGUACGGAAUCGGCGAGCACAGUGAGAUGAUGCUGGACGGCCACGCCCCGGUUGGUGUGGACAGUCGCGGAUGCAGCGAGGGUGACUCGGGCAUCCAGGAGCUGAAGAUGCAGCCUGCGCCGCGACAGGUAGCAGAACACCACGCGCCGCAUGAGCCCGAGCCGGUCGAAGAGCCUAUCCCGCCGACUCAAAUCAACGAAAAGGUGACGACCUGAGUCGAACUUUUCAUCUUUUCUAACUUCUUAAUGUCUUCUGUCUUCUUUUCUCUUUCUGUGAUAUCCAGCGAUGCCUUUCUUAUUAGCCCGGCUGAGCCACUUUUUUGUUUUGUACAUGUAUUACAUUUGGCGGCGAUUUGGUUUGGCGU
Messenger RNA from Aspergillus costaricaensis CBS 115574, 1966 nucleotides. Its product is annotated as ammonium transporter. NCBI's taxonomy places the organism in Eukaryota, Fungi, Ascomycota, Eurotiomycetes, Eurotiales, Aspergillaceae. The record is from RefSeq and is a predicted model, not a curated record. The coding region runs from base 141 to 1817 and encodes 558 amino acids. The transcript is spliced from 4 exons. Gene Ontology annotation, biological process: ammonium transmembrane transport. Gene Ontology annotation, cellular component: plasma membrane. Gene Ontology annotation, molecular function: ammonium channel activity.